AAGCCCUUUAUUAUUUUAUUCAAGAAAAAAAAGGCAGCAAAAAAAAGCAAAAACUGCAAGUAUGUUGAGUCCGACUGACUCGAAUAUGAUGGUUGUGAGGGAACAAACACCGUCGGAAGCGCUUGCAAUAGUCCCGAUCCAGGUUUUUGUGCCGGCAUCCCAAACAACCCCUGAGACAGAUUUCGAACCAACCCCUAUGCUACAGAUUGAAGGGACUACAGAAAACACUCCUGAAUCCCCCAAGAAACUUCAAGAAACCACACCCACGCUUCCCCCAGCUCCAACUAAAAUUCAUCCAGCCGCAGAAGACGCUGCUGCCCUGUUGAUGAUGGCACGGACAGCAACCUAUGUUCCUAAAACAGAUUCAGGGAUGCCAUCAUUCAGCCUUGGACUGACUGAUUCAAGCCAGGAGGGGGCGUCAACGCAGGAGACAGAAAGGGAAAAAUCUCCAGAAACUGCAAGUAUGCUAGAACAAUUAGACACUUUGGUCCAAAAAUUAGCAAGCAAUGCGGCGAAGGGAACAAAUGAAAGUCCACAAAUUCAGAGGGAGACUGGGGGAGAAAGUUCUGCAAAGUUUGAAACUCCUGGGGGAAUAAAUCAAAUUCCGGAUGAUAUGAAACAAAAGUGCUACACCUGGGGGACGAGACUGAAGGAAGAUGCAAAAGGCGAUACUGACGAGUUUGAGGAGAUAUGCACUCUGAUUGGCCAAGGAGAAUACAUUUUGAUGAGAACGCACCUUGCAUCCCUCCAGACAAAAAGUGAUAUAGAAUCUCAGAUUGUAUCUGCCAUCUGCCUCAUCCUAAACCAGAAAAAUGAAAAGAGGUUUCAGGAAUAAAUAUACUGUCUCCCCCCCGAUAUUGUGAGCAUGGCACUUUCGGAUCACCCAAGGGGGGAAUUCAUAUCCCCGAAAACGGAAAAGGAAUUCAGGGUGGAAGCCUACCCGAGUUUCAUUCACUUCAUAGAUAGAAAAAAAUUAAG
Molecule: messenger RNA, 978 nt
Organism: Arachis duranensis
Lineage: Eukaryota; Viridiplantae; Streptophyta; Magnoliopsida; Fabales; Fabaceae
Exons: 7
Coding region: 62-835 (257 amino acids)
Source: RefSeq, a predicted model, not a curated record